CACAGCUAGCAAGAGUGGAAUCAGGAAUUCAAACUCAGGCAGUCUAGUUGCAGAGUUUUAGAAGUAGAUUCAUAAGGUAUUUAUCAACUUGAUAUCCAAAGAAGUGUUUAUUCAUAUUUAGCUUUAAGAGAUGAAUUCACCUAAAACUCAUUUUUUGUUUGUUUUGUUUUUAAUGUGAUAGGGAAAGAAUGGGAAAUACAUUCUCAGUGUGGUAGAUGGGAUCAAGUACUUUUAAGUUUCUGUUACUAUGGCAAUGACGGCAGGGACUACAACCACCUUUCCUAUGAGCAACCAUACCCGAGAAAGAGUGACUGUGGCCAAGCUCACGCUGGAGAAUUUUUAUAGCAACUUAAUUUUACAGCAUGAAGAGAGAGAAACCAGGCAGAAGAAAUUAGAAGUGGCCAUGGAAGAAGAAGGAUUAGCAGAUGAAGAGAAAAAGUUACGCCGAUCACAACAUGCUCGCAAGGAAACAGAAUUCUUACGGCUCAAGAGGACCAGACUCGGCUUGGAUGACUUUGAGUCUCUGAAAGUUAUAGGAAGAGGAGCAUUUGGAGAGGUACGGCUGGUCCAGAAGAAAGAUACAGGUCAUAUCUAUGCAAUGAAGAUAUUAAGAAAAGCUGAUAUGCUUGAAAAAGAGCAGGUGGCUCAUAUUCGAGCAGAAAGAGAUAUUUUGGUAGAAGCAGAUGGUGCCUGGGUGGUGAAGAUGUUUUACAGUUUUCAAGAUAAGAGGAACCUUUAUCUAAUCAUGGAAUUUCUCCCUGGAGGUGACAUGAUGACAUUGCUAAUGAAGAAAGAUACCUUAACCGAAGAGGAAACACAGUUCUAUAUUUCAGAGACUGUUCUGGCAAUAGAUGCAAUCCACCAGUUGGGUUUUAUCCACAGGGAUAUUAAACCAGACAACCUUUUGUUGGAUGCCAAGGGUCAUGUAAAAUUAUCUGAUUUUGGCUUAUGUACAGGAUUAAAGAAAGCUCACAGGACUGAGUUCUACAGAAACCUUACACACAAUCCACCAAGUGACUUCUCAUUUCAGAACAUGAACUCAAAGAGGAAAGCAGAAACAUGGAAGAAGAAUAGGAGACAACUGGCAUAUUCCACCGUUGGGACGCCGGAUUACAUUGCACCAGAGGUUUUCAUGCAGACUGGUUAUAACAAAUUGUGUGACUGGUGGUCUUUGGGAGUGAUUAUGUAUGAAAUGCUAAUAGGAUAUCCACCUUUCUGCUCUGAAACACCUCAAGAAACAUAUAGAAAAGUGAUGAACUGGAAAGAAACUCUGAUAUUUCCUCCAGAGGUGCCUAUAUCUGAGAAAGCCAAGGAUUUAAUUCUUAGAUUUUGUAUUGAUUCUGAAAACAGAAUUGGAAAUAGUGGAGUAGAAGAAAUAAAAGGUCAUCCUUUUUUUGAAGGUGUAGACUGGGGGCAUAUCAGGGAAAGGCCAGCAGCAAUCCCUAUAGAAAUCAAAAGCAUUGAUGAUACUUCAAAUUUUGAUGACUUUCCUGAAUCUGAUAUUUUACAACCAGUGCCAAACACCACAGAACAGGACUACAAAUCCAAAGACUGGGUUUUCCUCAACUAUACAUAUAAAAGGUUUGAAGGGUUGACUCAGCGAGGCUCUAUCCCCACCUACAUGAAAGCUGGGAAAUUAUGAAAGAAGAUCACAUUCGCCCACAACCAAGAGCACUCAGGUAGCUGCAUCACCAGGCUUGCUCGGCGUAGGUAAUAAUACAUUGAAAUACUCCUGAAGAUGGUGGUGCUUAGGACUACAAGAGGAAAUUCUACAGGAUUAGGAUUUCUAAGACUACUAUAGGAAUUGGUUGGCAGUGCCAGCUGGCGUUUUUGUUUGUUUAUUUGUUUUUUAAUAUUAUUUUUGUUAACUUUAUUAUACGAAGGUACUGGAAUAAAAGAAAUGUACAUCCCUUUCUAACUGCACUGCCUACAUGCGUAUUAAGGUCCAUUCUGCCUGUUGUGCUGUGGCUUUGUACUGUAACACCUUUAAUCAAUUCAGGAGAAACACAUAUCAUUUAAAGCAACAUAGGCUAACCUGUAGGUAACACUGCAGUAUUGCUGUUUUACUGCAAAUCUUAUGGGUCUAGAUAAUCAAUAAAAGCCAUCUUGCAUAGUCGGUGUUAGAACACUUGCCCUAUUGGUUUGGACAUCUAUAGAAUACAUAUGAAGACAAUUUCUAUAAUGCUUUUAAGAAAUUUUAAAAAGGAAAUACACUGGUUAUUUAAAAAAGUAGAAUUUAUCAUCCUGUUAUGACAAACUCCAAAGUAGGGAGUGACAAGUUUAUAGCAAGGAGGACAUUUAACACCUUCACUCAAAUGCUCCACUAAUAUAUUUACUUUACAUUCAGAAGUACUGAUGACCUUUAUAUAUGUAGUCUGUGUACUCACAGGGGAGAUGUAUUAUAUUAUAUAAAAUGUAAUUGCUUUUUUUUGUGACAAGAGGACUUCUUUUUUAACAAGAGGACAUGGCAUUAUUUUAAUUUGAUUAUGAUGAGUUGAAUAUAAGAAAUGACCAAGAAGGCUGCUUGUAGAACUAGUGUAUUUUUAUUAAACUAUUUUUUUAAAUGUCAAACUUCUGAUCAUGUAAAUGGACUUGUAGAGUACAAAGAGUUAUUUACUUUGGUUUUCUAGAAAGUUGUUACAUAUCAUGGCUGGUUAACUUUUAUUUUUUUUAAUGAAAAUUUUUUCUUUGAUAGUAUUUGUAUUAAUUGUGCCAUUAUUUUCUUAUACUCCAAAUGUACCAAAGAUCCUGAUCAGAGUGGAUGUUCACAACUAAGUAGAAUUAUACUUUUCUGUGUGAAUGCUGUAUUCAGACAUGACAGAUCUUUGAUAGAAAUCAGCUCAUUGAAGGGCAGUAUUGUUCAUGUUUAGCUACAUCACUGUGGAUACUGUAAAUGGAAUUAAGGAGGUAAAUGCAGGCCAGAGGGGUUGUGAUUAGAGGAUAAGAGAGAUGAUGUCAGCAUCAAAUCCUUUGGGUAUUUCUGUAAUAAUGAAGUCAUCUUUCUAGCGCAACAUUUUAAUUCUAAAAAGACUCUCUGUGGUUUUGAUUUCUUAAGUACUAGUUAAGGAAUGAUACUUUAUCAAAGAAUGGCCUAAUGUUUGUCUUAACUGUUGAUAAAAAUUUUUUAAGAUAUAACAAUUAUAACCAUUACAAAUGAUCUGUGAUCAAAAUCUAAAAUGAUAAUUUAUUUUUAGGGAUUUUUUAAUUGGGAAGAAUUGCAUAGGGUUAUUAUGCAAAUCUACAAAAGUUUUUAUAAAUGUUGUUGCUAGGUAGUUCCACAAUGUUCCAAUAAGGCCAUCCUGGGGAAUCUCUCCCCAUCCCCCGCAAAUUCUCUCCCUUUUUCUCCUUCUUCCCUCCGUCCCUUUCAUUCUACUUUUUGCUUAAUACUUGUUAUGGGUUCCUCUAAUAGUUCAUGUCUAUUUUCUUGUUUGGAUCACAUGGCUGAGUAGGAGAGAGAACUUAAAAUUCUGGGGUAUCUUAGUUUUACUAACUUGGUUUUUCUUAUAUCCGCCUCUAAUUUGGAAAAAAACCUUUAACUUAUGAUCAAUUUUAUUAGAUUUUUCUCACCCCACCUCAUUCCCCUUCCUUCUUAAAGGACUGUUUUGCUAGUGUAGUGAAUGGUUUUGAUAUGAGGAAAUUGCAACAUGCUCUAGUUCUAAUAUGGUAACUAUUCUAGUACAGAAAAAUAUCAUUAAUUAAAGUUGACACAGAGAGAAAGGUCUGAAUUAUCAAAGUUUACUUUUUAAUUAAGUAAGUAUAGAGCAUUUUCUUUUCCUUCUCCCUCAUUCUUGUUAACAGCAGAACUUGAAAACAGAUAUGAUUUCCUGGCAGUGAAAAGGCAGUUCUGGAAGUUCACUUUGUUUAGAGUCUCAUUUUUCCCUGGAGUCAACAGAGUGAUUCACAAUCUGGGGUUUUCUCCUCAUCAGAAGCAUUUCUUAAGUGCCUAUCUAAAAGCAAUUAAAGACUGUGUCUGCCCUUUGGAAGCUAAGAAUUUGAUUCAUGAUGCAAGUUAACUAGAUAAUUUGUGAAGUACUCUUGAGACUGAAUUUUCUCUAUUGUACAUUUCCCAUAUUUCAGGUGAACCAUUUAAUUUAAAUGACAAAACCCUAUCUACUCGACUGGGUAUAAUGACAUUUUCUUUAAAUUAGACUCUAUUUUGAAUUAAAGAGUUUUAUUAUAAACUAUGUGUUUUUGGUUUUUCUAAGUAUAUAGAAAGCUUGUAUAAUUCGGAUUUAUUGAUUUCCUGAUUUAAUGUAGACUUUGGCUUUUUUUAUUAAAAAAACCUUUGUAUUAAAGCAAGUUAUGUUAGUUUUCUUUUAUGCUUUUAUUAUUAACUUAGCUUUAAAUCUUUAAAUUUAUUGAAGCAUAGUGCUAUCUGAAUGUAAGGAAUUUCUUAUAAAUCACCCUUUUCUGAAUUAAAUAUAUAGCUGAUUUAAUAAUCUGUUGAAUGAAAAAUAACAAAUGUGGAAUUUUCAAAACUUUGGUUGCUAAGGCUUAAUAUUGGGUUUUAUUUUUAUCUAUAAAAGCAUACUUUUUCUGUUUUUUUAAACACCUGUAUAUCUCUGUGUAAAUCUGUAAAUUUAAAAAUAUUUUUAAGGACAUUUAUUUUUGGUGUUUCAUUGUAGAAAACCUUUAGACAACCAAUCAAUCAGUAUCUACUGGUAGGAGAAACAGCUGUCCAUCUUUUGAUGAUCACAGAUGAAUGAACUGAAAUUAUAAUCAGUAGAGGGGUCCCUCGCUACUAAACACAUUCUCUCUGAAUUGCUAAGAUUCAGAACAUUCAAAAUAACUUUGCUACAACC
Molecule: messenger RNA, 4802 nt
Organism: Molossus molossus (Pallas's mastiff bat)
Lineage: Eukaryota; Metazoa; Chordata; Mammalia; Chiroptera; Molossidae
Gene: STK38L
Product: serine/threonine kinase 38 like
Exons: 14
Coding region: 248-1642 (464 amino acids)
Biological process (GO): intracellular signal transduction; peptidyl-serine phosphorylation
Molecular function (GO): protein serine/threonine kinase activity; ATP binding
Source: RefSeq, a predicted model, not a curated record